Monoraphidium neglectum is the source of this 633-nucleotide messenger RNA. RefSeq lists its product as hypothetical. Gene Ontology annotation, biological process: regulation of cytokinesis; mitotic spindle organization. The transcript is spliced from 2 exons. The record is from RefSeq and is a predicted model, not a curated record. The coding region runs from base 1 to 633 and encodes 210 amino acids. Gene Ontology annotation, molecular function: protein kinase activity. Lineage: Eukaryota; Viridiplantae; Chlorophyta; Chlorophyceae; Sphaeropleales; Selenastraceae. Gene Ontology annotation, cellular component: spindle microtubule; spindle midzone; spindle pole centrosome.
AUGGCUGGCGGCUACAACGCCCCGGACUGGCUGUCCCCCGGUUCCCGUGACCUGCUGUCCCGCAUGCUGCUGGUGGACCCCGAGAAGCGCGCAACCUUCAGGGAGGUGGCCGCGCACCCCUGGACGCGCACCGCAGGGCCCGCGUGGGAGCGGCCGCUCAGCAGCGCUUUUGUGGUGCGGGUCGACCGGGACACGGGCGCAGUGGCGGCCGACGAGGCGGUGCUGGCUGAGCUGGAGGGCCACGGCUACUCGCGGCCCGCCACGCUCCGCCACCUGGCCAACGGGGACGCCAACUACGCGGCAGCUUCCUACUACCUGCUGGCGGAGGCCCGCGCGGAGGCUGCGCGCAAGCUGGCACCCAAGCCGGCGUGGUCUUUCAGCACCCCAGUGCGCGGCGGCGGCGGUGGCAGUGCAGCCAAGCAAACAGCACCUCCUGCGGGGCCACAGCAGCAACAGCAGCAGCAGCAGCAGCAGCAGCAGCAGCAGCAGCAGCAGCAGCAGCAGCAGCAGCAGCAGCAGCAGUAUCAGCAGCAACAUCAAGGAGCAGGGCAGGCCGCCGCAAACGCGCGGCCGCCCAGCGCUGCGACGGCACAGCGGCCAGCAACGGCGUCCAUGACCGUCGCGGUUGCGUGA